AUGUCUUGUCUCUGUGUAACUAUCAACCCCAACGGAAAGAGUAUCACAAUACAGAAUAACGUGCUCUGGCUGAGUUAUACGGAGAAAUGAACAGGGAUAGAGAAUGUUGGAGAGAGAAACAAGAACACAGGUUAUGCAUUUGUAAUGUACAAUCAGAGAUAAUGUAGGUAAGUUAAUCACCCUCAUGCCUUUCCAAACCUGUAUGACUUUCUGUCUUCCGUGGAACACAAGAACAGAAAUGUUAAAGAAUGUUGAUGUUGCUCUUUUUUCCAUACAAUGAAAGUGAACGGGGAUUGAGGCUGUCAGUCACAAAUAGUCUGCCUAACAUUUCCUUUUGUGUUCCAAGAAAGAAAGAAAGCCAUAUGGGUUUGGAACAAUAUGUGGGCAUGAGUACAUAAUUUUUUAUAUUUGGUGUAUCAAUUAAUGAGACAUUAACUGAGACUUCAAUGAUGAAGUCUUAUGAGCCACUGUCUGAAUACCAGUUUAGUAUAUCCAAGGGACUUGAUGUUUUUGAACUCAAACAAAUGGCAAACCCACCCCUUAGGGUGGAGCUCUCCCCUGAGGGUAUGGACGUGUAUUAAUAAAAGUCAAGGGAUAUUGGAAAGACCUUGUUCGCAGAUGCUUUGGUUACCAUCAUCCCAUUGCCCUUUCCAUCCCAUUUUACAGUCAACCGAUAUCCUAUUCACCAGUGAACCGUUUUGUCAAAUGAGGGAGUCUAUAGAUAUUUGAUUUCUCCUCUGAGAGCAGUACACUGUAUAAAUCAAAGGGUAGGUCUUAGGCAUAAUAGUGUCAAAUAAGACGAGUCGACCAAAACAAUUGAGAGCUUUUGGGUCAGCCAGAGUGUUGUUGAGUUAAUGUUUUUGUUCCCGAGCAUAGUUACUGAACAAACAAGACCAUAAAACCUAUGGGACAGAUGUGGUUACACUAUAAAAGCAAAGACAAUAUUCCCAGCUUUGGUAGUGCGAUAGGAAGUUAGUUAGUGGGAUUAUCACCACCCAGAACUGAUGCUCAGGACCCCUCAAACAUGAAGAAAUGCCUUGACUACGCCUUGCUCCUCAUCAUUUCCACCCUUCACGGCUCACUGCAGCAGAGAAUCAUUGGAGGACAGGAGGUUGAACCCUAUUCUAUCAAGUACCAGGCCUCUAUCCAGUACAGUAACAGCCAUUACUGCGGAGGAACGCUUGUACACCCGCAGUGGGUGGUUACUGCUGCCCACUGCUGGAGGCCGAGCUAUUUAAUCAGAGUGGUGCUGAGUGAACAUGACAUAUCCAAAAAAGAGGGCUCUGAGCAGGUGUUCAAUGUCUCCAGGGUCCUGGUCUAUUACUUGUAUAAUUACAGGACAUUUGAUCAUGACAUAAUGCUUUUGAAAUUGGAGCGGCCAGCAGAACUCAAUGCCAAUGUUCAGCCAGCUUCUCUGCCAGUCUCAGGUACCCCUCCUUUACAAGGGGGCACAAUGUGCACGGUGAGUGGCUGGGGCGUCACUCAGGUAUACAGUUAUUACCUGUCCUCUGUACUGCGUGCUGUGGACGUCCAGAUCAUCCCCCAGUGUCAAUACUACUACUAUUAUAGAAUCACAGACAACAUGGUGUGUGCCGGCUCCCCACUGGGUGGCAAAGACUCUUGCCAGGGUGACUCCGGUGGGCCUCUCAUCUGUAAUGGUCGUUUAGAGGGUAUCGUGUCCUGGGGCAUCAGUUGUGCCAACCCGUACUUCCCUGGAGUCUACACCAAAGUCCGCAACUACAUCACCUGGAUCAGUUGGAUAAUUGAAAACGACAACAGCUAGAAUGUUUUGUUCCCAAAGGUUAUUGAAUUGCCACACCAUACAAAUGACACCAGGAAGCCCAGUAUAUUGAGUACGGCAGUCAGUGGUCUGUAUGUUAGAAAAAAUGUGAGGUUAAUGCUUGCAUUGAGAAUUAUUUUAAUCUUUUAACUCUAUAAACUGCUCAAUUUAUGCACCAUGGAAUGAAACAUAAAAUUAAACAUUUGAAAGAUCUAGAAAAAAGGACCACAAUGACAGAUCAUGCAAAGAGGGUUCGGAUAUUCAAACAUCCAUAUCAAGUGACGUGCAUUUGUGGUGAAAUUCAUGUUUGUUUUGGCAUAAAACCAAUUCAGAGUGUCCACUGGGGCCUGUUGUUUGAAAUCUGAAGGUAAAGUGCACCAAAUCAAAACAAGACAAUAGUUUUUCACAAGCUUACAUGGUAAAACCAAAUUGUGGAGAAUUCCCCUGUUCAUCAGGGGGAACUUUUGUUCUACCUUUGUUAUUUCAAGGCAGGGGACCAUAAAACAAUAAACUGAGUAUUUUCCCAGCUUAUCAUUGCUGCAUUUUUUGGCCUAUUUACCUUUAUCUGUCCAUUUGAAAAGCAAAUGCUUUUUCAUCUACAGUUGCGCUCAAAAGUUUGCAUACCCUGGCAGAAAUUGUGAAAUUUUGGCAUUAAUUUGGAAAAUAUGACCGAUCAUGCAAAAAAUCUAUCUUUUAUUUAAGGAUAGUGAUCAUAUGAAGCCAUUUAUCAUCACAUAGUUGUUUGGCUCCUUUUUAAAUCAUAAUGAUAACAGAAAUCACCCAAAUGGUCCUGAUCAAAAGUUUACAUACCCUUGAAUGUUUGGCCUUGUGACACACACAGGUUUAAAUGGCAAUUAAAGGUUAAUUUCUGACACCUGUGGCUUUUUAAAUUGCAGUUAGUGCCUGUGUAUAAAUAGUCAAUGAGUUUGUUAGCUCUCACGUGGAUACACUGAGCCGGCUAGAUACUGAGCCAUGGGGAGCAGAAAGAACUGUCAAAAGACCUGCGUAACAAGGUAAUGGAACUUUAUAAAGAUGGAAAAGGAUAUAAAAAGAUAUCCAAAGCCUUGAAAAUGCCAGUUGGUACUGUUCAAUCACUUAUUAAGAAGUGGAAAAUUCGGGUAGAUUAAGAAAGAUUUCAGCCACAACUGCCAGAACUUUUUUUUGGGAUACAAAGAAAAACCCACAAGUAACCUCAGUUACAGGCUGCUCUGGAAAAAGACAGUGUGGUUGUUUCAAGGAGCACAAUAUGAUGAUACUUGAACAAAAAUGAGCUGCAUGGUCGAGUUGCCAGAAAGAAGCCUUUACUGCGCCAAUGCCACAAAAAAGCCCGGUCACAAUAUGCCCGACAACACCUUGACACGCCUCAAAGCUUCUGGCACACUGUAAUUUGGAGUGACGAGACCAAAAUAGAGCUUUAUGGUCACAACCAUAAGCGCUAUGUUUGGAGAGGGGUCAACAAGGCCUAUAGUGAAAAGAAUACCAUCAUCACUGUGAAGCAUGGUGGUGGCUCACUGAUGUUUUGGGGAUGUGUGAGCUCUAAAGGCACAGGGAAUCUUGUGAAAAUUGAUGGCAAGAUGAAUGCAGCAUGUUAUCAGAAAAUACUGGCAGACAAUUUGCAUUCUUCUGCACGAAAGCUGCGCAUGGGAUGCUCUUGGACUUUCCAGCACGACAAUGACCCUAAGCUUAAGGCCAAGUUGACCCUCCAGUGGUUACAGCAGAAAAAGGUGAAGGUUCUGGAGUGGCCAUCACAGUCUCCUGACCUUAAUAUCAUCGAGCCACUCUGGGGAGAUCUCAAACGUGCUGUUCAUGCAAGACGACCAAAGACUUUGCAUGACCUGCAGGCAUUUUUCCAAGACGAAUGGGCAGCUAUACCACCUGCAUGAAUUUGGGGCCUCAAAGACAACUAUUACAAAAGACUGCACGCUGUCAUUGAUGUUAAAGGCAAUACACAGUAUUAAGAACUAAGGGAAUGCAGACUUUUUUCUUUGUUGCCAUGUUUUGUUUUAUGAUUGUGCCAUUCUGUUAUAACCUACAGUUGAAUAUGAAUCCCAUAAGAAAUAAAAGAAAUGUGUUUUGCCUGCUCACUCAUGUUUUCUUUAAAAAUGGUACAUAUAUUACCAAUUCUCCAAGGGUAUGCAAACUUUUGAGCACAACUGUAUAUUCCAUUACAAAUCUCACCCAUAACUGUGCAGUAACCUUUAUACCUCAUCCUAACUGUCCCUCAGCAUGGUUAAGGGAUAGGUUGCCAACUC
This is a messenger RNA of Myxocyprinus asiaticus (Chinese sucker), 4032 nucleotides long. Its product is annotated as trypsin. Gene Ontology annotation, molecular function: serine-type endopeptidase activity. The transcript is spliced from 6 exons. Gene Ontology annotation, biological process: proteolysis. NCBI's taxonomy places the organism in Eukaryota, Metazoa, Chordata, Actinopteri, Cypriniformes, Catostomidae. The coding region runs from base 1025 to 1783 and encodes 252 amino acids. The record is from RefSeq and is a predicted model, not a curated record.